AUGGGGCCCCCAGACCCCCAGAAGAGGCCCCACGGAGCGGGGGGCCCCCCUGCCUUUGAGUUGAGGCCCUUAGACCCAGCUGUGAGGGCUGCUGCUGCUGCUGCAGCAGCGCCUGCAGACGCAGACGCAGCAGCAGCGAAGCCCCGUGGUAAGAAAAAGGGAGGUGACCCUGAGCGCCGUAAGCAAUGCAGAAUCCACGCCCUUAUGAAACGCAUCUCUCUCGAGUGCAAGUCUGCUGCUGCUGGCGGCGCUGCAGCAGCAGCAGCAGCAGGAGAACCCGCAACGUCAGCAGCAGCAGCAGCAGCAGCAGCAGCAGCCAGGGAAGCAUCCGACUCAGCAAAUGCUUCCGGCUCCAGCGCUUCCCCUCCCUCCCAAUCACCAGCAGCAGCAGCAGCAGCAACAGCAGCAGCAGCAGCAAAAGUGCCGGCUGAAAGCCCAGAUGAAGUUUCUCUUUUCAUGUUUGACUUCGGAGAGUGCGACGCCCAGCGCUGCAGCGGCCGCCGUUUGCUGCGGCACUGCAAACUCAACAAGAUAACAGCUGCUGGCAGAGUGCAGUACGCGCAGCGGCUGGGUGGCCGCAGCAGCAGCAGCCGCAGCAGCAGCAGCAGCAGCAGCGGCAGCAGCGACAGCGAGACGGACGCGGACUCGAGACCUGGAAGCAAGGAGGGCGAGGGCUGUGCUGCUGCGGCACCUGCCGCCGGAGCAGCCGCAGCCUCCGCAGCAGCAGCAACAGCAGCAGCAGCAGCAGCAGCAGUGAGGGUUGGGCUGGCAGUGGUGGACUGCAGCUGGAACAGAGUGCUAGAAGGCAGGCGGGGGCAGGACAUUGAUUUCGUGAAAACUGGAACAGAGUGCUAG
Messenger RNA from Eimeria necatrix, 855 nucleotides. RefSeq lists its product as hypothetical. The record is from RefSeq and is a predicted model, not a curated record. NCBI's taxonomy places the organism in Eukaryota, Apicomplexa, Conoidasida, Eucoccidiorida, Eimeriidae. The coding region runs from base 1 to 855 and encodes 284 amino acids. The transcript has 2 exons.